This is a messenger RNA of Cajanus cajan (pigeon pea), 3058 nucleotides long. RefSeq names its product pentatricopeptide repeat-containing protein At5g39350. The record is from RefSeq and is a predicted model, not a curated record. NCBI's taxonomy places the organism in Eukaryota, Viridiplantae, Streptophyta, Magnoliopsida, Fabales, Fabaceae. Gene Ontology annotation, molecular function: RNA binding; protein binding. Gene Ontology annotation, biological process: RNA modification.
GCUACCCAUCCUAAUUGGGCUCAAUCAUGAGAGGUUAAAUACAGAACCCAAUGAAACGGCCCAAGUAGGCUUAUUUGCGCACGUGCGUAUUGACGCCGGAGAAAAACAAAACAAAACCCUGCAACUCAAAAUCUCAAUAGAAGAAGAAGAAGAAGAUAGCCAUUGAUGCGCACUCUCCCACACUCCUUCACCUCUCUCCUUCAAUCAUGCAAAACCCUGAAGCAAGCAAAGAAGCUCCACGCUCUCAUUCUCCUCACAGCCUCACACCACAACCCUUUCUUCAUAACGAAGCUAACCCAAAUCUACGCCGAUUGCGACGACCUCCGCUCCGCCCUCGCCCUCACCCUCCUCCGCCCCAACGUCUUCGCCUUCACCGCCAUCCUCUACUUCCACUCCCGCCACGCCCACGCGCACCAAUGCAUCCUAACCUACGCGCGUCUCCGCCAAAACGCCGUCGUUCCGGACAACUACGUCUUCCCCAAGGUCCUCAAGGCGUGCGCCAAGUUGUCACUCUUCGUAACCGGCACUGUCAUCCACAAAGAUGUUGUCGCAUUCGGGUCGGAGUCCAACGUGCAUGUUCGCAACUCCUUGUUGGGUAUGUAUGCGAAGUGCGGGGAUAUGGCGAGUGCGGAGAGGGUGUUCGGUGAAAUGCCUCAAAGGGAUGUUUUUUCGUGGAAUUCCGUGAUGUCGGGUUAUGUGUGUAAUGGGUUGCCGGAUAGGGCUGUGGAGGUGUUUGGGGUUAUGAAAGAGGAAUGUCAACCGGAUGUGGUCACGUGGAACACGCUGAUGGAUGCUUAUUGUAAGAUGGGGCUGUGCUGUGAGGCUGCAAGGGUUUUCGGAGAGAUUGAAGUUCCUAAUGUGAUUUCGUGGACGAUUUUGAUCUCGGGUUAUGGUAGUGUUGGGAGGCAUGGUGUUUGUUUGGAGAUUUUUAGGGAAAUGGUGAGUGUGGGGAGGGUUUUACCUGAUGUGGAUGCUCUUUCUUGUGUGCUUGUGUCGUGCAGGUUUCUUGGGGAUUUGGCUAGUGGGAGGGAGAUUCAUGGCUAUGGCCUGAAAAUCAUGUGUGGGGAUGUGUUUUACAGGUCUGCUGGUGCUGCGUUGUUGACGUUGUAUGCCGGUUGCGGCAGAGUCGAUCGUGCUUAUAGCGUGUUUCGUGGGAUGGAUAAGGGUGAUGUUGUUACGUGGAAUGCGAUGAUUUUUGGUUUGGUGGAUGCGGGGUUGGGGCAUUUGGCGCUUGAGUGUUUCAGAGAAAUGCAGGGGAGAGGAGUGGAGAUUGAUGGCACCACUGUGUCCACUAUACUGCCUGUUUGUGAUUUGAGACGUGGGAAACAGUUACAUGCUUAUGUUAGCAAGUGGAAUUUCAGUUGUGGGGUUCCGGUUUUUAAUGCGCUUGUUCAUAUGUAUUCGAUCCGUGGAUGCAUUGUGUAUGCACAUUCUGUGUUUUCCAUGAUGGAGAACAAGGACUUGGUUUCGUGGAAUACGAUUAUUGGAGGAUAUGGAACGCAUGGGCUUGGCCAGACUGCUUUGAAGCUUUUGCAGGAGAUGAGUGGUUCGGGCAUUAGGCCUGAUUUGGUGACUUUUUCUUGUGCACUUUCGGCUUGUAGUCAUUCAGGACUUGUGGAUGAAGGGAUUGAACUUUUCUACAGAAUGACACAGGAUUUUGGCUUGAUACCAGUGAGGGAACACUUUUCUUGUGUGGUUGACAUGUUGGCCCGUGCAGGUAGGCUUGAAGAUGCUUUUGAUUUCAUUAACCAAAUGCCACAGGAGCCGGAUAAACAUGUUUGGGGAGCUUUACUUGCUGCAUGCCAAGAGCACCAAAAUGUUAGUGUUGGAAAGCUGGCUGCAGAAAAGUUGAUCAGUUUGGAACCGCGUGAAGCUGGCCAUUAUGUGACACUGUCAAAUAUAUACUCGAGAGCUGGAAGAUGGGAUGAUGCUGCAAGAGUAAGGAAGAUGAUGGAUGGCCAUGGAUUGCUGAAGCCAUCAGGACUUAGUUUGGUUGGUACCGGAAGUUAGCCUAGAGACAAAGACAACAAUAUGAUCAAGACCAUAUUUUGAUCAUACUUCAAAAAUUCUACUUACCAUGCAUUGUCAAUUUUGCACCAAGAGUUAAGAGGUGUGCAACUAUGUGUUGAAGUUGCCCGUUGAGCCAGGAAUAUUCAUAAUACCCCAAGCAGGAUUAGACUCUGGCUAGUAGACAAGAAAAUACCUUAGCAGCACAAAAAAAUGUAUUGAAGUUGCCUUGGGAUGGGAUGAGACAUUGUUCAGUGUUAGAAGAAUUAGCUUUCACGACAAAGGCAAACCAUAGUACUUACAGAUGAUAAACAAGUACAUAAGUGCUGUGUCAAGAACAUCGUGGAGGCAAAUAAAACUUGCCAAGGCAUAAAAGAGUUGAGACAGCUAAAAGGAGGUUAUAAGAAACAGAUGGACACAAAUUGAAGAGAGGAACCCAAUAGGUCUAAUAGUGAGUUGUACUGAAGAAAACUACGCACUUGGAGGUGCAAAUAUAUCAGCAUAACUGCCUGAUUUGGGUAACAAGUGCUAUCGUGGCAGAAAAUUAAAGCAUACUACCUGUUUGUAAAGUGUCUGGCAGAAAAUUACAGCAUACUACCUAUUUGUAAAGUGUGUGGCAGAAAAUUACAGCAUACUACCUAUUUGUAAAGUGUGUGGCAGAAAAUUACAGCAUACUACCUAUUUGUAAAGUGUGUGGCAGAAAAUUACAGCAUACUACCUAUUUGUAAAGUGUGAAACGAAGCUAAAAUUUUGACAAAUAAAAGAACAGGAUGCAUGUUAGUGAUUUAGGAUUUCUCAAUAACUAGAGGGACAAGGUUUCUAGUUUGGAAAUCAAGAAGUUAAAGAGAACCUAAUCCUCGAGAGGUUACUAAAUUUGUUCAUUCUUUCUUUAUUGAUUUUCUUCUUAGAUCACUAAACCUUAGGGUUUCUCAAUAACUACAUGGACAAGGUUUCUAGUUUGGAGAUCAAGAAGUUAAAGGGAACUUAAUCCUUGAGAGUUUACUCAAUUUGUUCAUUCUUUCUUCUUUGAUUUUCUUCUUAGAUCAGUAAA